Symbiodinium pilosum is the source of this 648-nucleotide messenger RNA. Lineage: Eukaryota; Dinophyceae; Suessiales; Symbiodiniaceae. The record is from the annotation of a GenBank genome assembly.
GACCCCAUCUACGGCACGGACAUUUGCUACGAGCCAGUCUGUCCGCCGGGCUACUUCAGGUGCUGCGCCACCUGCUAUGAAGCGCCCUGCUACGGACUGAAAAAAGAUUUGCAGUUGUCGUGGCGCGGCAUCUACGAGUGCAUCCUCUGUGAAGCCGGCGAUUACUGCGAUGGAUGUGACACAUUCGCCAGGUGUCCAGAUAACACGCAAGCCAAUCGCGAGGGGCCACGGGUUUCCAACCCCGGAUCUACACGAAUCGCUGAUUGCGAGUCUUGUGCUGCAGGAAUGCAGGCGAGCUUUCGGCGGGACAGAUGUGUCGAGACGUACUCCCACGUUUGCAACGAGGAGUUCGUUCAGCGCUGCAUCCGAAGCUGCAAGGCUGAGGAGCCUGCACGGGGCAAGAAGCUGACACCGUGUGAGGAGAUCAAGUGCGAGGUGUACUGCGCCAAGCAGUGGUCCGACGAAUGUCUGGGAGUGGUAGGAGACCAUUGCAGGGCGCUCACAACUAUCAAGGACUCCGGAGUCAUUGGAGCGGACGGGAUGGAUGCACAGGCUACAGUCCUGGACUGCGAUGUUGACUGCAACAGCGCCUCACAGCUUAGAAUGGUUGGAGUGCUUUUGGCGCUCCUAUGUUUCCAUCUGUCUUGA